Messenger RNA from Pseudopodoces humilis (Tibetan ground-tit), 1874 nucleotides. Lineage: Eukaryota; Metazoa; Chordata; Aves; Passeriformes; Paridae. The record is from RefSeq and is a predicted model, not a curated record.
CGAGGGAAGACGAACCCCUUCGGCAAUUUCCGCCACCGGAGCCCCGAUGAUUUCCGACUGCGCCCAAGGAAAACGCCGAGCCUCUUCGAUGAGAAUGAAGAUUUCCGGAAGCUUGCAGAAACAGAAAUUGCUUCCUGUGAGGAAGAGAUAGCUGAACUGAAACAACAGAUAGUGUUGCUUUUGAUUCCUUCAGAAGAAGCAGAUGAGAGUGAUCUUGUCAUGGAAGUAACUGCUGGAGUUGGAGGGCAGGAAGCCAUGCUGUUCACCUCGGAAAUAUUUGAUAUGUAUCAACGAUAUGCUGCUUAUAAAAAGUGGAAAUUUGAAGUAUUAGAAUACUUUCCCAGUGAAAUAGGUGGCCUAAGACAUGCAGUAGCCAGUAUAGCAGGUGUUGAGGCUUACAAAUACAUGAAGUACGAAGGAGGAGUGCAUCGUGUUCAGCGGGUACCAAAGACAGAAAAACAAGGACGCAUUCACACCAGCACAAUGACUGUUGCCAUAUUGCCCCAACCUACUGAGAUGAGGCUGCAAAUUAGUCCGAAAGAUCUACGGAUAGAAACAAAGCGAGCUAGUGGAGCUGGAGGCCAGCAUGUCAAUACCACAGACAGUGCUGUACGGAUAGUUCACAUUCCAACAGGGAUUGUGUCUGAAUGUCAGCAAGAAAGAUCCCAAAUUAGAAACAAAGAGAAAGCUAUGCAAAUGCUGUGUGCUAAACUAUACAAUGCCAAACUAGAAGAAGAAAACAAAAAGAGAAACAGUGCUCGGAAGAUUCAAAUUGGGACUAAAGGAAGAUCAGAGAAGAUCAGAACAUACAACUUUCCACAGGACCGGAUUACAGACCACAGAAUAAGCAGAUCAGUGCAUCAUGUUGAGUCUUUCAUGCUAGGGGAAGAAAUGCUUGAUGAAAUGAUACAAACUCUGAGAGAAUAUGCUGAUUAUGAAUCUCUAAUGGAAAUUAUUUCAGAAAAUGAAAAAAAGCAUUCCUCCUGAACAUUGUUAUUUCUCAGGCCACUACAACCGAUAUAGACCUUGGUCUACAAAGAAGUUUCUCAGAGCACCCCCCAGAGAAUGGAACGUCUUUUCAGGUCAUGAAAAACAUCACAACUUGUUUCCUCGUGAAUAUGAAAACGUUUUCUUACUUGCUGAGUAAAAGACUUUAUUAUCUUAUAUAAGACAUUAUUGCUGCAGUAGUCCUUUUGAAAAGUUAAUUUGACUGCAGCAGAAGUAACAGCAGUUCUACUGAGAACUGAUACACCACUCUCAAAAGGUAUGCAUGUAUUAAAAAGGAGUUAUUUCUAGUUCCAGUUUUCAUUUAAACUAUGAUUUAACCAUCACACAACAGUGUGAAAUAGUUUGCUUGAGAGAACAAAAAAAAUAUUAUUUUAUUUGAGUGAUUGGAAAAUGUGAUAAAUAAAUGACCCCACUCUGUCUAUCCACAUAUUUAUUUAUCACUUAUAUGUGUCAUGGGAAAGGGAGCCAAAGUGUGUCUCUGUCAUGUUUUCAAGGCCUUCUGGCCCUUAUUUAUAAACACUAAACAAGCUUAAGAAUACCCCUUCUUCAAGAAAAAAAAUGCCAUGGAAGCCAAGUGAUUCUGAAUCAUGUGGACAAACAAAUGUUUCUGUUCUUGAGUCAAAAAUGGAAAUAAUUGUUACAAUAUUGUUCAGCUGAUAUUUUAGUAUCCACUUGACUUCAGUUUCUCCUUUAUGGUUUUAGUUGACUGUCCAAGUUAUUGAUCUUCUAAAAGUUAUGUGCUGUGACUGGCACUUGGCUGGUUUUGUCUGUUUAUUUAAAAGCACUUUAAAACACUCAAUAUCUUUAUUUGUUUUGGGUUUUUGGUUUUGGUUUUUUUUCCCUAGUAAAUACUGCAUGGUAACUAU